This is a messenger RNA of Phyllostomus hastatus (greater spear-nosed bat), 3878 nucleotides long. It is a transcript of the gene ISM2, whose product is annotated as isthmin 2. NCBI's taxonomy places the organism in Eukaryota, Metazoa, Chordata, Mammalia, Chiroptera, Phyllostomidae. The record is from RefSeq and is a predicted model, not a curated record.
AUGACUUCUGAGAGCGCCUGUGAGGACCUGAAGGGUGUCAGAGGGGCUAGGGCUGAGGGGCUGGCUGAAAAAGAUCUGAAGGGUCCGGCGUUGGGCUGCAGCGCAUCCCUAGCUCUCGAGGCCCUGGUUGCCCACGUGCCCCAGCGUCGCGGUCAGAGUGCCCGCGGGGAGGGCGACCCUCGCAGGAGUCCUAGCCAGGCCUGGAGAGCGCCUGCCGCGCGCUGCCAAUUCCCCGUUACAGGAAUUCGCUUGGGGCUGCGACAGCGACGGCGGCGGCGGGCACAGAGGGCAGGGAGGAGGCCAGAUCAAAGGAAGAGCCGAGAGGCCAGCCCUCCCGGGAGGGCGGGGGACAUCCCGGGCGCUGACCCCGAGAGCAGUGCCCGCGCCCCUCCCGGGGCUCCGGCCGGAGGGGGUGGCGCGCCGCCCGCCCCCACCCCGUGCGCCCCAGAGACCAGGCCUGAGCCACCGCCCCCCAACUUCCCGCCCCUGAAGGAGGCGAAGCCGGGACCCAAUAAACGCCGGAGCGGGUCCGGAGGCGCGGAAGCGCGGGUGGAGAGACUUCAGCGGGACAGGAUGCCCCGGCUCCCUGGCAGAGCGCGGCUCCUCCUCGGCGUGGUGCUGCUGACGGCGCUGCUGGAGGAAGGGCGGGGGCUCCCCACGAAGAAGCCGUGGGGUCCCUGGCUCCGACCUCGGAGCCACGCGAGGCUGGCAGAGGUCUCAGCCUCCCCUGAUCGCAGCUCUCCUGGGGAGAGGAGCAGACGCCACCAUUCCCAGGAACCCGCCUCCAGGCGGGGCCAACACAGGGCUCUGACCCUGGAAGGGGCGGCCUUUGCUGGGACCCAGGAGGACACUCCCUUGCUGCCGGAGCUGCAGAAGCUGCGAGGAUUGGCCAACACAGACUCGAGUACCCCAAACCCCAAUAUCCAGGUGACCGUCGAGGCGGUGGAGGACCCCCAGGCCCAGGUGCACAUGGACCUGUUGGCUGAGCCAAGCAGCCAUGGGCUCCAGGGCGCCCCCAGCUGGCAGCCUACCAAGGAGCUCUUCUGGCCCCUCUUCUGGAGCUACACGGAGGGUGAGGAGGGGGGGUCCAGUCUCAAGGGCAGCGUCCCAGGGGACGAGGAGGACUACCCUUCAGAGUACAGUGAGGAGGAGGAGGAGGACUACCCUCCAGAGUACGGAGAAAGGGAGGCCCAGGAGAGCAACGACGAGGAGGAUGACGACAAGGAGAAGGCUGGGUUCAGUGGGGCCACAGGCGUCUGGGAGCAAGGCUGGCUAGCCCCUCGGAACUGGGACUUCAAGCUGCUGGACAGCUACGAUUACGAGCUCCAAGAGGAGUGGGGCCCCUGGUCUUCCUGCAGUGCGAGCUGCGGUGGUGGCAGCCAGCAGAGGACACGGCCCUGCGGCCACGCCUGCACUGCCACCAAGUCCCGCACCUUACACUCUGGGCUUGGUCCCCUGGGAAUCUGCACCUCGCAAGGGGCCCGUGGGCUGCCGGCAGCCUCCCUUGCAGAGGAGGCCCCUGCUCAACGCUGUAGCUUCAACAGUGUAGAAGCUCGCUGCGCACCAGCAGUGUGCUGGGGCAGGGGGUUCCCAGAGGACCACGGUCUGGUGCCUGUCCUCAAGGAGCUCGGGUCUCCAGGCACCUUCCCCAGGGCCUCGCCUACCACCCAGCACCUAAAGGAGCAACGGCUGGCAGAGCAGGGGGAGUCUGGGCCCCUCCUCCAGCCCCCUGGCCAGGGUCUGUUUCAGGCCGUGGCCUCUUGCUUCAGGUUGCCCGGGUGCUGUGCGGGAGCCGCUGCCUGCCAGCAGAGGAGGCCGGGUCGGGCUGCCCCCAGUUCUGGUGCUGGUCCGAAGGCCACACCAGGCCACACCUGUGGACCCACUGGGGCUGGCCUCCUCCCCACACGCCGGCCCUGGACCAGCACCCCCCACACCACACCACACCAAGGGGCUGACCGCACCUCCCCCACUUCCCCGCCCGCUGCAGAUGUGGACAGCUGUGAGAAGUGGCUGAACUGCAGGAGCGACUUCCUCGCCCAGUACCUGAGCCAGGUGCUGCGGGACCUGCCCAGCUGCCCGUGCACAUACCCGCUAGAGGCUGCGGACGAGGCCGUGAGCCUGCGGGACGAGCGCCAGGGCCGCAGCUUCCAGUGGAAGGAUGCCAGUGGCCCAAGAGAGCGCCUGGAUGUGUACCAGCCCACGGCCCGCCUCUGCCUGCGCUCCCUGCUGUCCGAGGGCAGCAGCACCCCGGCCGCCCAGCACUGCUGCUACGACGCGGGCGGCCGGCUGCUGACCCGCGGCAAGGGCGCCGGCGCGCCGGACCUGGUCAGCACCGACUUCUCACCUGAGCUGCACUUCAAGGUGGACAAGCAGCCCUGGAUCCUGUGUAAGGGGGACUGGAGCCGCUACCACGCCGCGCGGCCCCCCAACAACGGCCGGGCCUGUGCUGACAACCCUCCCGAGGAGGAGUUCCUGGCCCAGCUGCAGGAGGCCAAGGAGUACUGAGGAGGGGGCCGCUGGCUGGGGUACUUUCCCAGUGGCCCCUCAGCCUGUGAACCGAGGCAGGUCAGCACCCGAGUGUCGGGUUGGGCUGGAGAGAAGGUUGGGUGCACAGGCCCCAGGGUGUGGGGCAGGAGCCCGGGCCCAGGGCCCGGGGGUGCAGUGGGGAUCUCUGUCUGUGGGGCCUCCCUCUCCUGCCUGCGAGGAGGCGCUCUCCCUGCCUGGCCGCUCACGCUCCUGCCCUCCCCUGAGCCGGGCUCCCCUGCCCUGGGUCUGCUCAGCCUCGUGAGCCAGGCCCUCGGGCUGCCACACACGGCCUGGUCCCCAGGACCUGUGGUGACUCGCUCGACCCCCAGCCCUGAGAGCCAGCCCUUCGCUGCAGCCUCCCCACAGCUGCCCGUUGUCAGCCCUGGGCAACCAGCCCUCCCCUGUCUCUGAGGGGCUGCACCUGGCUCUCUUGCCCCACCACCUGCUGGGAGCCACCAAGCAGAAAGCUUCUCCCCGGCUGGGAGCUGCCCUUCAGUGGACACCACUUCUGUCCUGGACUGAAGGCUACCAGUGGACAGAUGGGCUGGGGCGGCCAAGCCAAGGCAGGCUGCAGGUGGGGAAGGGACCACCCAGUUCAGGCCCCUUCGUCCAGCCCACCUCUGUUCUGUCCAGGUUGCCUGAGUGGGCAGGGCUGGGAGAGGGCACCGCUCCAGCUGUCACUGCGGCCAGGCUUGGGGUGGACUGAGAACCAGCUCAGGAGUGUGCCAUGCCCCUGUGGCGCCGGCAAAGCAGUCCCCUGGGAAGGGGGCCCCUCCUGCGAUAUAGACACUCCUGCUGUGACCCACUUGGGGCUCCCACAGCGACGGCACCGGAGGCACUGAGCUCAGAGCGGGGCAGAGAUGCGCACAGUCCGGUCUCCCAGCACAGCUCGCAGCCCCUCCUGCCUCUGCGCGGCCCCACCCGCACUUCCUUGCCUUCUAUGGGGUCGAAAUGCUGAAGCCCCCGAGGUCCCUGUCCACAAAGGCCUCCUCCACAAGGAAGGGGACUUCACUCCCAGCCCCUGGACAGCUGCCCAGAAGCUCUCCGGGACCCUUGGCAAUAAAGCACUUUAGUUUCCAGUUCUGUCUGGCGAAGAAAUCGGGGCCCAGCCGCGCGGGGCUGGGUGGCGAGCCUUUGCUUCCAGGCCCCUCGGGUUGUGUCUGACCACUCAGCCAGCCCGGCAGAGGGAGCUCCUGGGGGCAGAGGUUAGGCCACACCCACCCUCGUAAAGGGCUGCCUGGGAGGCACCUUCACUCCGAGUAUUUUGCUCAAAGAGGUACAUUGCAUUUACUCCAGAGGAAGUGGCCCCACUUCCCCAGGUUAACUCGCCACAAGGGGACCCGACACAGAGC